Messenger RNA from Culex pipiens pallens (northern house mosquito), 3222 nucleotides. RefSeq lists its product as uncharacterized. The transcript has 2 exons. The record is from RefSeq and is a predicted model, not a curated record. Gene Ontology annotation, molecular function: zinc ion binding; nucleic acid binding. The coding region runs from base 2143 to 3189 and encodes 348 amino acids. NCBI's taxonomy places the organism in Eukaryota, Metazoa, Arthropoda, Insecta, Diptera, Culicidae.
AACGGGCGCAAAUGUAGAUUGCAGCAAAUUUUGAUAAAACGUAAUUGUUCAAAAUGGCAUAUCUCCGAAAACGCAAAAAAUCGCAGGCUGGAAAUUUCAGCAAUGUUAGAUUAUGAUCCAAUCUUUCAAGUGAUCUUAGUUUCAUGUUUAGCAUCGUUUAGCAAAAAAAGUACUCGAUUAACAAACACAAAAAAAUAAGUUUUGUCAAAAAAAUGCUUCAGUUAUUCGAUGAAAACUUCAGUUUUUGGUAUGGAAACAACAUUUUAUAUAUUAAUAGUUUCAAAGCUUAUCUCAUUACCUUUCCAACGAUGUAUAAUUGUCCUAAUGAAAUAUUUAAAAUGGCUGAGCUAUGUUAAAAUUAAACAAUCAGCCUUUUUUUACGAAAAACGCUAGUUUUUUACUCCAUUUUUUGACUUUCAGCUUGCGUAUCUCUGUAAUGAACAAACUUAGAGCUUUGAAAAUUUGGAUUUUUCUUAGUUAGAAUGUUUACUUUCGAGAAAAAAAUACCAAAAAAUAUUUGGAGAAGGUAACUUUUUUACCAUAGUGCUACGCCGGGUGUGUGUGUGCAACUGUAGCGGAUCGGAGGAGCGGAGCUUGUGUUCCUGUUUGCCGCAGGUGCCGUGCCGCAACCAAGAGGAUCGAGAGCGUAAAUUCCGGGAUUUGCAACCGGUGGGAGGAUUUCGGCUGGAUUCGGCUGAUUGGCUGCGAAGGUGCGGUAGUCGGUGGAAUUUCAUCAUAGGACGCCAUUUUGGACGCUAACUGGGCGGCGAUGCGACGCGGCGAGCGUUGAUUUUCUUUUGUUGUUGGAGGAGAUGAAACGCAAGGUAAGGGCGAUUGGGGUCAAACAAGCUCUUUUUGCCUUUUUUUUAUUUAAAAAAAGUGAAAUUUCCUAGGCAGUAUCACCAAGGAAUUUGCCAACCUCCUGUGGCCGAAUGGUUACGGGUUUCGCCUCAUAAGCGGAAAGUCAUGGGUUCUUCUCAGGGUGGCAGCCUUAGGUUUAAGUUCAGAGGUAGCAGCAACCGUAUGAGUAUAAAACGGUUGCUUCACGUGCUCUUCUAGCAUUUUACAGCAUCUGGAUGGAACAGCACUUUCCCUCUCAAUAGGGACUGUGUUAUAGAUCUGGAAAUGCUUAAUAACAGUAAAAAUGGGUAACACGAUACAAUAGUCCUUGUAAUCAGGAUUCCGUGUCUUAACACUGGAACGCCCAACGCAUGUCCAACUUACACGGACGCCCAAGCCUCCCAAAAAAGGUGGAACGGUAACUUCAACUCGCUGGUUCUCGGGCAUUACUCAACCAAUCGGGACGAUUCUUGUUUCCAGUGAUUUGUAAGAAUAUCUAGAUGAUCCUAAAAUUUUGCAGAACUUGAUUUGAACAAAUCUGUAAUUUCUGCGAUCGAAAACAUCGUUCCACCUUUUUUAAAACGACUGCCUCCGCGGAAUUUUUGGCGAAUUUUUUUUUACACGCGAAAAAAAAAGUUGGAACGAUGUUUUUGAUCGCAAAAAUUACAGAUUUAAUCAAAUUAAGUUCUGCAAAAAUCUAGAAUCAUCUAGACAUCCUAACAAAUCACUGGAAAGAAGAAUCAUCUUGAUUGGUUAAGUUAUGCCCGAGAACCAUUGAGUUGAAGUUACCGUUCCAACUUUUUUGGAGCCUUGGGCGUUGGAAUGUUAAUACUCAAACAGAAAAAAAUCACCAAGGAAAUUUUUGUUUCGACAGUUUGGUGUACUAAUAAUUAACAUUUUGCUUUGUGACAGUAAGUGGGUGUGUGUGUGUGAAUCUUUUGUUCAAUUGAACAAAGGGUUUCGUCAUUUUAUUUAUUGGUUCACUAAGAGUUUUUCUUUUUCUUUAAUUUAGUGAGGCCAAAUCGCCACGGUGUAAUUCAGCUGUUUGAGCCGGUGCACAAACAUUUGAUUUGCUGAUCGACGUUUUCCUGUGCUGGUGCACGGUGCGCACGAUGAGUUAGUGCAGGAGGUUAAGUUUGCUUGCUGGCAAAGGCCGGGUGCGAGAUCGGUGAGUAGCAAGCUUUUCUUUGUUUUGAUCCCUGGAUUUGCAGUAAUAGAGAUUUUUGUAUGUGUUUUUCUUUUAAUUUUUUCUUUGGGAAAUUUGGAAUUUGAUUUUUAUUACCUGAUUUUUGAUAUCAAGACAUGUGUUCGAACGGGUUAGCUACCUCUAUUGAGAUGUUUAGGAAGGGUACGUCAUUUACGGACUGGUCCGAUCGACUGGCCUAUACCUUUCACGCAAAUCAAGUUGCGGCUGAUCGCCAAAAAUCGCAUUUCAUGACGAUUUGCGGACCGUUUCUUUUUUCUCAAUUGAAGCUGCACUUCAGCAAAGAUGAGCUGGAAAAAGCCUCUUAUGCUGAUAUUGUGUUAAAAUUGAAACAAAAAUUGACCAAAACGGAGCCGGAAUUAGUCCAACGCUUUCGUUUUAGUCAGCGAAACCAGCAACCUGAUGAAUCCAAUGAGGAUUUCGUGCAGGCGGUCAAUCUGCAGGCGGAAUUAUGUGUUUUUGGUGCGUUUAGGGACGUGGCCAUAAUGGACAGAGUUCUGGCGGGUCUUCUUGACGAAAAUUUGAAGGAGAAUUUGUUGAAGGAGGAGGGGUUGACUUUGGACAAGAUGGACAAGUUCAUCACAACAUGGAACAUAGCAAAACGUUACGUGAGUGCACUUAACAAUCAAAACUCUUGUGCUAAUUUUGGACAAUUUAACUACCCUCCACCUGAAAUGGUCAACCAAGUUCGAAGACCGGUGCACGAGAGGUUAGGUUCACAUCCCUACAAUAAUAGACAACAUUCAAACACACAUAACAACAAUUACAGAUCGGGCUUCAAUAUAAACAGUAAUAGAUACAACAACAAUAGAUCGGGUCAAAAUAAAAAUCAACAGCGCGCACAAAACACACAAAAUACACACAACACACAACGUUCAGUCAGAUUUCAAGGUGAUAACCGUAAUGACAAUCAAAGAAACACAAACUACAAUAACAACAACAACAACAGAUUCAAUUAUCGAACUGAGAGGGUUAAGCCUGAUUAUUCUGAGACUGUUUGCGAUUAUUGUGGGAAACUGGGGCACAUUAAAAAGAGGUGCUUCACCUGGAAAAAUUUGCGACGUGAUGCUGUGAAUUUCGUCGAGAUGGCGCGACCGGGAACCAGUGCUGAGAGAGAGAGCUGGCGGAUCUAUUGGGGCGUAUGAACAGGAGGGAAAAUCCGAAUGAGGAGACUUCGG